Colletes gigas is the source of this 4541-nucleotide messenger RNA. It is a transcript of the gene slgA, whose product is annotated as proline dehydrogenase 1, mitochondrial. Gene Ontology annotation, molecular function: FAD binding; proline dehydrogenase activity. Lineage: Eukaryota; Metazoa; Arthropoda; Insecta; Hymenoptera; Colletidae. The coding region runs from base 198 to 2081 and encodes 627 amino acids. Gene Ontology annotation, cellular component: mitochondrion. The transcript has 11 exons. The record is from RefSeq and is a predicted model, not a curated record.
CCCGUUUUGUCACUGAGAAAAUAGCCUUAUUCGAUAGAUACGUUUUACCAGUGGUAUAAAUCGAAGCAUAUUAAUUCGUUUGUUUCUCAGUAAACAUUUUAAGGAAACUUUUCAGCGUUAGACAGGUUACGAUUCAUUUUAAUAAGUGCAGCGUCUCGUUGCUGACAUUUCUUACGUUAGACACGCGACGGCAAGGUAUGGCGUUUUUGAGAACGGUGCCGCGUUGUAGUGCCGGUAAAAAGCUAAGGAAGUGUGUGCCACUUCCCGUCGGGUUUCUCGAGAACGUAACGAAGCCAUCGGUGCAGUUGGUGCAGGUGCACGAACGUGAAUACACCGGCGCUACUGCUAACGUGAAGCCGGUUCCACGACAGAUCGACCCCUUGGAUUUGAAGUUUAACAAUCCCGUAGCAGCUUUCAAAAGCAAAACCACGAAAGAGCUUCUUCGUGCUUACGUCGUUUAUCAACUAUGUUCGAUCGGGUAUAUCGCAGAGAACAAUAUGACGCUGAUGAAAAUCGCCAAGCAGGUGUUUGGCGAGAGGCUUUUCACGAAGCUUAUGAAGGCUACAUUUUACGGUCACUUUGUCGCCGGAGAAGACGAGGUGCAGAUCACUCCUGUCCUGGAUAGGUUACGACAGUUUGGUGUAAAACCAAUCCUAGAUUACUCCGUCGAAGAGGAUAUUUCGCAGGAGGAAGCGGAACGUCGUGAAAUACAAGCUUCCGUGUCAGAAGCAGGGGACGAGAAGAGGGAAGGUCCGCUGAAAAAGUACCAUGUCGCGAAACCGUUCGCCGAUCGUCGAUACAAAGUGUCCUCGGCGAGGACGUAUUUUUACCUGAACGAGGCUUCCUGCGAGCGUAACAUGGACAUAUUUAUCAGAUGCCUGGAAUCCGUCGCGGGUGACCUUCUUUAUUGUCCCGCAGGUGCCUCGAUGGGUGUUGGUUUCACUGCCAUUAAAUUAACAGCACUUGGUCGACCACAGCUUUUGCUACAAUUAUCAGAAGUAAUUAUGCGAGCACGACAGUACAUGUCUGAUGUUGUUGGCGGUGAGGGGGCCGUCUUGACUCAUCACGCAAAACCAGACGAUUUUAUGAAGAAAUUCGAAGAAGCACACAUUAAAGACGCAGCGCCAGUACAAAAGUUCCUUCAAAAAAUCCAAUCGGAUAAAGAGGGUGUUAUUCACUUGUUCCCAUGGAGUGGUAUUCUGGACGAAAAUUAUGAACUCAGCGAAACGUUCCAAGUACCAGAUAUUAAAACGGGAAAGAUGGUGAGGUUGAUGUCACAGCUCACAUCAAAGGAGGAAGAAAUGUUCAGGAACAUGAUAAGACGUCUGAAUAAUAUAGUCGCGGUGGCCGAUAAAUUAAAUGUGCGUAUAAUGAUAGACGCAGAGCAAACGUAUUUCCAACCAGCGAUUUCACGAUUAACGUUGGAAAUGAUGCGCAAGUACAAUACAGAUAAGGCCGUGGUCUUUAAUACCUACCAGACGUACUUGCAAGAAGCAUAUAACGAGGUGAAAACGGAUCUCGAACAAGCUCAACGUCAGAACUUCUACUUCGGAGCUAAGCUUGUUCGCGGCGCUUACAUCGAGCAGGAGCGAGCAAGAGCGGCAGCUAUGGGCUAUCCCGAUCCGACGAAUCCUUCGUACGACGCUACAACCGAGUCCUAUCAUAAGACGCUCAUGGAGUGCUUGAGGCGGAUGAAACAGUACAAAGAUAAAGGCGAGGAUCCUAAAAAAAUUGGAAUUAUGGUCGCAUCCCAUAACGAGGAUACAGUACGCUUUGCGAUUGAAAAAAUGAAGGAAAUAGGAAUCUCACCUGAAGAUAAAGUAAUCUGCUUCGGUCAAUUACUGGGAAUGUGCGAUUACAUAACGUUCCCAUUAGGUCAAUCCGGAUAUUCGGCGUAUAAAUAUAUUCCCUACGGUCCAGUCAAAGAAGUAUUACCGUACCUUUCACGGCGCGCGCAAGAGAACCGAGGCAUACUUAAGAAAAUCAAGAAAGAGAAACGCCUUCUGUUAUCCGAGAUCGUAAGACGCAUCGUGCGUGGUGAGAUAUUUUACAAACCGAAAGGAAACUACACUCCUGUCUGAGCGGCUGAUUAAUCACGUUGCACAGACAGAUUCGAAGUAUCAAACUUAAGUAGUGAUUGUAAAUUAUUAGACUCUUGUGGUACGCAGAGCAACGCGCGCGCGUGUGUGAAUGGAAGUAUAUGCAGUGUUAUUCAUUACACAAAGUUGCCUCAGUGUGACGUUAUCAAGUGCAAACUGCUCAAUAUCGCACCAUGUGGUAGAACUAUGUUCAUUGCUCUUUAUGUCCGUUAUAAAAAAGAAAAACAAAAAAACCGUCGAUUGGUAAUCGUUUACGACUUUUAAAAACACGCUUUGUUAAAAAAAAGAAAGAAAAAAAAAACAAUAUGUCGUGUUCGAUAUUACGAUCGCAUAAAAUAUCGAACACGCACAUUUUUAUCGAUCAAAAAUUUGCAUACGGAUCCAGAAAGUAUAUCGAAAUUAUCGUAAUCUCAUUCGCGACGACGACGACGACCCUUUCACGUUAUUUUUCUUCCCGAGAUUUUUUUACAAAGGAUAACAUCGAAUUCGAUCGAUAAAAAUUUCUACCCGAAAUGGAACAAAUAUAGCCUUGCCUGAAACGUACUAGGUUUGUUAUUAAUAUUUUAUUUAAGAAUCUCGUUGUGCGCACGCGCACGAUUUAUUUAUAGUGGACAUAUUUAAAUAUUUUUUGACAUACGUUCUUUAGUAUUUUGUUGAAUGAUAUAAUUCCCCGUAUGAAAAUAGGCAAUUAUAUAAAGUUAUGUCCAUAGCGAGCUGCAUUUAAUUAAGUGAAAUACUCGUGUGUGGAAUUAACAUUCAGCCCACUUCCAUGCUUUAUGCGUAGUUACCAAGAACGGAUUUAACCAAAGUGAUAGUAUUGGCAAAUACUAGAGAAUGCAAGUCAUAAUACCUAGGGUCUAUUUGGUCCGAGUGGAAGUGUUUUUUGCACAUUAUCAAGGAAAAUGGCUCUUAUAAAUUUUUAGCAAACGAAUGAUAUGGUCUUUAAAAGAUUGGAAAUGUUUCGUUAAAUUUUCUGACGCGACGAUUAUUACACGUGUAUAAGAGUCAUUUUUUUCUGCGUGCACAAUUACUACGCGUGUUGAAACAAACGUUAAGUAAUCUUGGGCUGAAACAGUGAUAAGCUGCGAAUUAGGAAUUGAAAGAGUCCAUAAUUAUGACACGUUGUAUAAGUUUUUAAUUCACGUUGCUUCAGCCUAAAGUUGCUUUCUCUUAUCGAAUAAUAAUAAUCAUAAAUAUACAAUGCUGUUUAAAAAACGAUGCGCCCCCCAUGAAAUAAUAUGGCUCAUACACAGUUCUGUGUUAAUUUUUCUUUCUAAGAAUUAAAAUUAAUUUUAAGAAAAAUUAAUCAUCAAAGAAGUUUUAUAAUUUAUAAAUAAUAAAUUGUUCUCAAGUUUUACGUAAUGGUUUUUACGUAUCGAAUGACGAAUCCUGUACUUUUGAUUAGCCGGUAUUAUUCGUAUUGUUUCGAUCGUCUUUUUUUUUUGUAAAGGAAACGAUGAAUAAUAUUUGCACUGAAUUAUUUUUUUUCUUUUGUUUACAAUAUUUCAGUUUCAAUUCGUUUAUCGAAAUAUUAUUUGAUGCGCUUAAGGAUGCUGUUUGUAUUGCUAGCAAUGAAAAUAAUUCGACCUUUGGUGGAUAAUUUCCAUGCAGUUGGAUAACACUUCGAUAUUUUCUCGUCAGUAUUUAAAAAGAAAAAAAAAAUAUCAAACUGUAACAUCUUCGUUUGACAGGAUUCCCUUUUCUUUUCUUUUUUUUCUUUUUUUUUUUUAUUAAUCAACGGUUAAAAUUACAAAGAUACAAUUUACAAUUGUUGUAAACGUCUCUCGUCUUGUUUUAUAUAAUAUACAAACGUACAAUUUUAUAUGAUCUCCUGUGUUAUAUUACUAUGUAAUCGCAUUCAGAAUUUGUAUGUAGUUUGCAUUUGCAACUGUCAAAAGAAAUAUGUAUUUUGUUCUAUAGAACAGACGUUUUGUAGAUUUAUGAUUUUAUCGAGAUUAAGUUAAUCUCCGAAAUAUCAUGUUAUACUUGCAACCUAAGAAGAAAUUUAAUCGAUGAAUAAAGGGGCAUUGUUGAAGUUAUACAGGCUAUAGCUAAAUGUUUUUAUGUGGCUAAUGGUAUGUUGAAUGUGAGUGAUUUAGAUAUAAUUCUACUUGUUAUAUAUUUAGUGUUCGGCUGUUACGUCGAUACAUUAAUUAACUUCUACACGUCUCGUGAUGAUGACAAUAAUUUAGGUAGAUAAUGUUAUAAAAAACUUAUACGCUGUAAGUAUAAAAACUACAUGCCAUGAUGGAUUGCAUUUGUCAUCACCUAUGAAGUUAAAUUUAUAAAAAGAUAAUUUUUUUUAAACGACACGAGAUUAGUAAAUGAAAAGGAUCUAGUAGAAAGUGAAUAAAUAAUGACUAUCUUCGUACAAAAUUAUACGAAUCAAUAUACAAUUAUAUACACAAAGAAACGUUCCAUUACUGCGAACGUGUAUUUUGC